AUGAGAACAUUUAAUGUUACUGGUUUUGGGGAGGUGGAGGUUGUAGGGCAACAUUCCUACACUGGUCAGGCACGCCCCCGUGAACAGGCAAAGAUAGGCGUCAGCCUCCAAGAAGUUUGUUGUUCUUGUGAGAUGGAGCUGCUGGAUUCCAGGUACAUGAGCAGCAAGGCCUUUGAGUCCCAUGUCCUAGGAGAUGCUAUGAGUGCCCUGGACCGUGCUCUGGAGACAUCCUUUUUCUUGAUGACAAAUGAUGAGAUUGCAAGAGUUGUUGUGUGUCUGCCUGGCAAGUUGGUAAAUGUGUCAGAGGAUGUCAGUUUUAAGUGCACUGCCCACCUAAGGAUUGAAGAGAAUAGCAGGCCUGUCUAUGAACUGACUCCAGCUGACAAGUUGGGUAUAGCAGUGAAAUAUAAAAACAUUGGUGUUUCUCUCUAUAAGGAAGGGUUGUUGCACAAACAGACUUUAGCUUUUUUUGUGUUCAGUGAUGCUGUGAAAUGGCUGUGCAUGAUACCACCUGAUGAGGCUGAGGAUUUAUUCCAAGAAGUGAUGACAAUAAAGAUGCAGUGUUAUAACAAUAUUGCACUGUUUCAUUUGCAGCAGCAUAAUUAUAACCUUUGUGUUGUGGCAGCCACAAUCUUGCUGAAUGUUGAUGAAGGGAAUGUGAAGGCUUUGUAUCGCAGAGCCGUGGCCAACACCGAAAUGCAGAAUUAUGAACUGGCUGCAGAGGAUCUGAGGGCUGCCCUGCUCUUGGAUCCCAACAACAAGUCUCUGAAGAGACAACAGGACAUGAUCAAAAGGAAGCAGAAAGACCUUACAGAUAAAUAUGCUGUUGCAAUGAAAAAGAUGUUUUCCUGAUCAGUUUUCAAUGUAAUAACUUUUUGAUGUACAGUAUUACUUGCUGGAGAACCUGCCGGCACUCAUCAGAGUAUUAAUUAUCAAAAAGUUGUUAUAUUGUUGCAACAAAUUGUAUUAAACAAGUUUAUACAUUUAGAGCGAAACUUGACAAUUAAGGCAAAAUGGAAUGACAAACUUGAA
Molecule: messenger RNA, 1032 nt
Organism: Scylla paramamosain (green mud crab)
Lineage: Eukaryota; Metazoa; Arthropoda; Malacostraca; Decapoda; Portunidae
Exons: 1
Coding region: 1-852 (283 amino acids)
Molecular function (GO): protein binding
Source: RefSeq, a predicted model, not a curated record